AUGAGCUUCUUGCUGCUUGAUACGGGCUUGACCCCACUCCACCCGGCCUUGGCUGAUGCUUAUUGGGAAGCUGGUGGGCAACCAAACGUCAUGGCUGCUGGCGCAACGGUCGCUGAGUACGCUGUCCGCGGAAGGGAACAAUGCGACGAAGAGCAGGAAAAAAGUGGCCGUCAUAGCGCACAAAAGGCAGAAGGCGCCGGUGAAAGACGAGCCGCUGCUUGCUCUCUCUCCCUCACCUUUGACCCGGCCUCACCGAACCUCCAAGGGCUCCCGACCGUCAUCCCCGCCAAGCCCACAAGUCUAGUUGGCGAGAAGGAGGCUGCUUUGGCCGACUCUCACAGCCAGUCCAGCGACUAUCGCAAGGCCACGGGUAUCGAGAAGAGCUAUGAUGCCGAGGCAGGCCUCCAAGGCCAGCCUGGCAGCCGCGACAGCAGCGAUGUGAGCUUCUCGAUUGAAAAGCAGAUUGAGAUGGAAGCAGGGAAUGACAUCAAGUACCGCACAUGUAGUUGGCCUAGAACUGCCGCUCUGUUGUUUGCCGAGUACAUUUGUUUGGCCAUCAUGUCCUUCCCAUGGUCAUACUCGGUCCUUGGCCUUGUCCCAGGUCUACUCUUGACCGUUGCCAUUGCAGGACUUGUCCUCUACACUUCCUUGAUAACCUGGGAAUUCUGCCUGCGCCAUCCUGAGAUCCGCGAUGUGUGCGAUUUGGGCCAGAUGAUCUUCUGGAACAAGUCGUGGGCGUUCUACUUUACUGCCGUCAUGUUCAUUCUGAACAACACCUUCAUUAUGGGACUGCACUGUCUUGUAGGAGCCAAGUGGUGGAACACCAUCACUGGACAUGGGGCUUGUACCAUUGUCUUCUCUGCCAUCACAGCCCUGAUUUCUUUCGCUGCUUCAUUACCUCGUACAUUCUCCACGCUUGCCCAGCUCGCAACGUUCUCCGCACUCUUCACGUUCGUCUCGGUCGUCCUUGCAGCCAUUUUUUCUGGAAUCGAGCGCAAGCCUGCUGGCUAUCCUAGCUUGGGCGAGCCUCUCGUAACUGCAUUUCCAGAGGCUACUGUCACUUUUGUGACUGGUAUGAGUGCGUUCAUGAACAUUAGCUAUACUUUCAUUGGACAGAUUACGCUGCCUAGCUUCAUUGCUGAAAUGAAGAACCCCAAGGACUUCCCCAAGGCGCUCUGGACCGUCACCAUAUGCGAGAUUAUCGUAUUCAGCCUGGUUGGUGGUGUUGUGUACGGCUACACUGGAAACCAAUACAUGACUUCGCCAGCUUUUGGCAGUCUUGAGAACGAAGUCUACAAGAAGGUUGCGUUUACGUUCAUGGUUCCCACCAUAGUCUUCCUGGGUGUCCUUUACGCCUCCGUUUCCGCACGGUUCGUCUUCUUCCGUGUCUUCGCCGGCACCGAGCACGUAUCCUCUCACACUGUUGUCGGAUGGCUAGGCUGGGCUGGAAUUCUCGCAAUCCUGUGGAUAUUCGCUUUCAUCAUUGCGGAAGUCAUUCCCUUCUUUUCGGACUUGCUUUCGCUUAUGAGCUCGCUGUUUGAUUCGUUCUUCGGCUUCAUCUUUUGGGGCGUCGCGUACUAUCGCAUGCGCCGAGAGACCUACGGCCCUGAUUUCUACAAGACGCGCGGGUUCCGUGGAUACUUUGGGUUUGGAUUCAACAUCGUGCUCUGCUUGAUUGGCUUGCUGUUUUUAACGGCAGGCACGUAUGCUACCGUGCAGUCCAUUAUCAAUGGGUAUAGGAUGGCAUCCUUCGGCGGACCGUUCUCUUGUCAAGACAAUGGUUUGUAG
Molecule: messenger RNA, 1788 nt
Organism: Plenodomus lingam JN3
Lineage: Eukaryota; Fungi; Ascomycota; Dothideomycetes; Pleosporales; Leptosphaeriaceae
Biological process (GO): amino acid transmembrane transport
Molecular function (GO): L-amino acid transmembrane transporter activity
Source: RefSeq, a predicted model, not a curated record